This is a messenger RNA of Lethenteron reissneri (Far Eastern brook lamprey), 2420 nucleotides long. RefSeq names its product synaptotagmin 17 (gene SYT17). Gene Ontology annotation, biological process: calcium-ion regulated exocytosis. Gene Ontology annotation, cellular component: exocytic vesicle; plasma membrane. Lineage: Eukaryota; Metazoa; Chordata; Hyperoartia; Petromyzontiformes; Petromyzontidae. The record is from RefSeq and is a predicted model, not a curated record. Gene Ontology annotation, molecular function: phosphatidylserine binding; calcium-dependent phospholipid binding; SNARE binding.
AGGGAGAGCGCCGGGCAUCGCCUCUCCGGGGCGGGACGCAUGGCGGGCGAGUGCACGCGAUGAAGGAGGAAACAAGAUGAAGAUGAGGCGACGGGGAGGAGGAAGAGGAGGAUGCUGCGUGAGGGGCUCUGGCUCAACUUGGAUUCAACAUGUAGCAGCAGCAGCAUCGCACGCGUAUACAUCGCGAACAAUUAACGACGACGACGACAAUAUUGAUCAUUAAAAGAACAACAGGCAACAGUAUUCCCGUCAUUUAAAACCAACCCCACGCACGAACCGGUUUUGACCUCAAGUUGAGGUCGCGGUGAAGAGAGAGAGAGAGAGACACACAGGGGAAGCAUUCAGCAGAGAACGCUGGGGACUCGCGUCCUUCACCUCCACCAUCAACUGCCACGAACCACCAUCAGCAACCUCCUCCUCCUCCAUCACCAACCACCAUCACCAACCUCCCCCUCCUCCAUCACCACCAUCACCAACCUCCCCCUCCACCAUCACCACCCUCCACCAUCACCACCAUCACCAACCUCCCACUCCACCAUCACCACCACCAUCACCAACCUCCACCAUCACCACCAUCACCAACCUCUCCCUCCACCAUCACCACCAUCACCAACUUCCACCAUCACCAAGCUCCUCCAGCCGAGAAGUCUCGGAGCAUCGACUGCGGACGUGGGCGGCGCCAUGAGCGGCGGUGAGCGCCGGACUGCAGGCAGCCGUCGAUGAUGUCUUACGUGCAGUUGGACCCGAGAGAUGGGGUGAGAGGUGUGUCGUCUCGCGUGGCCGAGCUUCUCCGGUACCGCUGGAGCUUCCCCCAGUCCUGGAGCCGCUGCUGGAGCCGCUGCUGGAGCCGCUGCUGGGCAGCGCUGUGCGCCUGCCUGGAGCCGAGCCACGACCAGGAGGAGGUGCAGAUCCUGGGCCCCUUCCCGGCGCCCACUCCGCCCUGGCUGCUGGAGGAGCGCGAUGGCGACGCGGAGGCCAUGGUCGUGUCGGCGCACGCUCACCCCGCGGCGGCUGCCGCCAGGGACGGCCCCGCCAGGACAACGUCGCUGUCGACGUCGUCGUCGUCGUCGACGUCGUCGCGAGUGCCCUCCUCCUACAGCCUCGCUAGCCGCAGGGUCUCCGGCCUGGACUCGUACCGCCGCUCCAGCUCCUCGGCGCCGGACAGCCCGGGGCCCCGCGUCACCGCGGCGCCGCUGCCGCCCGACCCGUGGCCCCGCCCGGGGCCGGGCCGCACCGAGGCCGGGCGGCCCGCGCAGCGCGUGGUGGCGGCGCCGCCCCCGUCGCCGACGACGACGACAGCGUCGCGGCGGCACGACACCCGCGGCUCCGUCCGCCACGCCGAGCGGCCCAGCAACAUCGAGCCGCGCCUCUACCGCGCCGACUCGGGCGCCGGCGGCGGCGGCGGAGACGCCGGCGGCGACGCGGACUCGCUGACCGACGAGGAGGUCCUGUCGCGCUACCGGCUGGGAGCGCUGCACUUCAGCGCGCAGUACGACCUGCCGCACGGCCGCCUGCUCGUGCGGGUCAUCGAGGCGCGCGAGCUGCCGCGCCCCUCGACCCGCACGCGCCACGGCCACGGCCCCGGCGAGGGCGUCGCGGGCGCCGUCGCGGGCGUCACCUCGCUGCGCCGCCGCGAUUCGCCGCCGCCGCACUCCAACCCGUACGUGAAGCUCUGCCUGCUGCCCGACCAGAAGAACUCGCGGCAGACGGGCGUCCGCCGCAAGACGCAGGACCCGCUGUUCGAGGAGCGCUACUCCUUCGAGCUGCCCUUCGUCGAGGCGCAGCGGCGCACGCUGGCGCUCACCGUGCUCGACUUCGACAAGCUGUCGCGCCACCGCGUCGUCGGCAAGGUGGCCAUGCCGCUCGCCGAGGUGGACCUGGUCAAGGGGGGCCACUGGUGGAAGCCCAUCGUGCCCAGCUCGCAGAGCGAGGUGGAGCUCGGCGAGCUGCUAGUGUCCCUCAACUACCUCCCCAGCGCCGGGCGACUCAACGUCGAGAUCGUCAGGGCCAAGCAGCUCCUACAGACCGACAUGGCGCAGGGUUCAGACCCGUUUGCGAGGGUGCAGCUGGUGCACGCACUCAAGGUGGUGAAGAGCAAGCGCACGGCGUGCAUCCACGGCACCGUCGACCCCUUCUACAACGAGUCCUUCAGCUUCCACGUCACCCCCGACCUGCUGGACGACGUCAGCCUCGUGCUCACCGUGUUCGGCCGGAGCGCGCGGACCAGCAGCGAGCUCAUCGGACGCGUCGUCCUGGGCCGCUUCCCCAGCGGCGCCCCCGAGCUCACGCACUGGCGCCGCGCCAUGGCCUCGCCACGCACGCCCGUGGCGCAGUGGCACAGCCUGCGCUCCCGCGGGGCCUGCGACCGCGUCUCGCCGGCCUCGCUCGCCGUCACCUGACGCGCGACGCCGGCUCCUCUA